Molecule: messenger RNA, 1075 nt
Organism: Anopheles merus
Lineage: Eukaryota; Metazoa; Arthropoda; Insecta; Diptera; Culicidae
Product: transmembrane protein 177
Exons: 2
Coding region: 71-1012 (313 amino acids)
Source: RefSeq, a predicted model, not a curated record
CUCCGAUGUAAACAAACGUGUAAACAUCGGUUAAAUAACAUCACUGUUUUUGCUUAGUUUGCGUGCCGAAAUGAGCCGAACGGGAAAAGUGUCCUUUUUCCUCACGGAGGCAGGCCGGCAGGUUGUGUUUUACGGUGCCACCACCGUUGCGAUAGGACUAUUCGCCGGCCAUUACUUCCCGCACUCGAUUUGCAUCUCCUACUACAAGGAGUUUGUGCAAGCGUACAAAAAUGGCGAGGAGCGAAAGCUGUCGGAGAAGCUCGAGCAGCGAUACAAGCGUGCCCUCAGCCUGCUCGACCUGUCGGAGUUUGAGCGCAAGUUUGCCAAACCGUUCGUCGUGUACGGGUUCGACGUGUUCAAUGCGGGCUCGUUCAAAACGCGGUACGGUGCGUACGUCGGCAUUCCGUCCAACUUCGAGUACGACAGCGCCGCCGCGAUCGACCGGACGGACAUAAAGAUCCGCAACCAACCGAUCGACUGGGGCACGGAGGCGGGCCGAUUACUGGAAGACGCUCUCGUGCUGACCGAGGACGAGCAGGUGUUUGGCAUUGCCCGGGAGCUGCUCACGAUGAAGACGCACAAAUCGCUCAUCCAAUCGAUCAUACCGACCGUCUCGUGGAUGUUCACCUACAGCCUGGCGUCGCAGCUGAACGAGCGGUGCAACUUUUACGCCCGGCCUCGGUCACUGCGCCUCAUCCUGUACACGAUCUGCGGGCUGUUCGGCUUUGGCAUCUACUCCUUUUCCACCGACAUGACGGAAAUCUACUACGAAACGGACGUCGACAAGCAGAUGGCUGCGCUCGGACCGGAUGUGGUCGAUGCCGGUGCCCGAUUUUACGACAAGGUGCUGAAGAAAAACAUUGCCAUCCGGAAGCUGACCGGCGAGGAUUACUACACGGCGAAGGGCAACGUGAACUACAUGCUCCGCCAGAAAGCGGCACCGCUAACACUGAGGAAAGAAUUUUUCCAGACCGGCUACAAGGACUACGUCGGCACGGAAGAAACGAGUUAAAUGACGAGUGGUUGAUUUUGGUUUUUAGUUUGCAAUAAAACGAGAUAGUGUGGCAUUUUUGAA